Penaeus monodon (black tiger shrimp) is the source of this 6565-nucleotide messenger RNA. RefSeq names its product ubiquitin carboxyl-terminal hydrolase 7-like (gene Usp7). The record is from RefSeq and is a predicted model, not a curated record. Gene Ontology annotation, molecular function: cysteine-type deubiquitinase activity; cysteine-type endopeptidase activity; protein binding. Gene Ontology annotation, biological process: regulation of protein stability; protein deubiquitination. Lineage: Eukaryota; Metazoa; Arthropoda; Malacostraca; Decapoda; Penaeidae. Gene Ontology annotation, cellular component: nucleus; cytosol.
GUCAUUGGUUCCAAUACGAUUCUGCAGCGCCAGGCCGAUUUUGCUAUCCGAUGGCCCUGUCUGGGGAGGAGUGAAUAAUCCACGCCUCUAGAGCACGUUAAGAAACAAGGGGAGCCGUCGCGAGAUGCGCCAAAGCUCUCGCGAUUGCACAAAUAGGGCUUAGUAUUGGUCGUUUCAGAAGAGUUCGGCGAGCGGCGGGGCAGCAGUGACAAGUCUCGGCGAAUGAAGCUCCUCCGCCGGUAUCCCGAUGCUCUCGCUCGCAGUGCUGAACUACGGCCUGUAAUCUGUGGAGGUAACAAGUCUCGGUAGUGUCGUGUAGCCCCGCAGUCUAUAUGUGUGUGCGGUUGCCCCUGGUGACGGGGGUGGUGGCAAGCUGCAGACAUUGGGCGCAUAGCGAGCAAACACGCCUUGAAGGUCCCUGUGUCUGGCAAGAACGGCUGUGCUGGGAGUCGUGAUCGAGGCGGCCGACGAACCGCUAAAGGUUCUGGCGCCCCUGGGAGGCUGCGAGGCCGAGGACGUGAAUACUGUGGUGCCGCCAGUCAUGAACCACGUCACGGAGCCGCCCACCCCAGACAACCACCUCGAGCUCAUGGACACGCAGGAAGCCCAGGAAGUGUCUUCAUCCACCACACAACAUGACACAGAAAUGGAUGAAGAUGACGCACGCUCAGAGGCAAAGUUUCAGUUCCGUGUCAAAGACUUCAGCAAGCUAAAGGACACAAUGCUCUCACCGCCUUGUUAUGUUCGAAAUCUACCAUGGAAAAUAAUGGUAAUGCCUCGUACAAGCCAGUCACAAGACCGCCAACCACAGCGAUCCCUUGGUUUCUUCUUACAAUGUAAUGGGGAAUCGGAAUCGACUUCAUGGUCAUGCAAUGCAGUGGCUGAUUUGCGGCUGUUGUCGGUGCGUGAUGGUGAACCUCCCUUUACACGCAAAAUCCAGCAUUUAUUUUAUAGUAAAGAAAAUGACUGGGGGUUCUCACACUUCAUGCCAUGGAAUGAUGUCCUUGACCCUGAAAAGGGUUACAUCAAAGACGACACUAUCACAUUAGAGGUUUGGGUGUCAGCAGAUGCACCUCAUGGUGUAUCGUGGGACAGUAAAAAACACACAGGUUAUGUGGGGCUAAAGAACCAGGGUGCAACUUGUUACAUGAAUUCUCUCCUUCAAGUACUGUACUUCACAAGUCAGCUAAGAAUGGCUGUGUACAAGAUGCCAACGGAGAGUGAUGACUCGACCAAAAGUGUGGCAUUAGCACUACAACGGGUCUUUCACGAGUUGCAGACGAGUGACAAACCAGUCGGCACUAAGAAAUUGACCAAGUCCUUCGGCUGGGAAACACUUGAUUCCUUCAUGCAGCAUGAUGCUCAAGAGUUCCUAAGAGUGCUGCUUGACAAAUUAGAAACGAAAAUGAAGGGAACCUGUGUUGAAGGAGUGAUUCCAAGGCUCUUUGAAGGCAAGACAGUGUCUUACUUCAAAUGUAAACAUGUAGACUACACUUCGUCAAGAACGGAGACCUUUUAUGACAUCCAGCUUAAUAUAAAAGGAAAGAAAAACAUUCUAGAAUCUUUUAAAGACUACAUUAGUGUAGAAACGCUGGAAGGUGACAAUAAAUAUGAUGCUGGUGAACAUGGUCUUCAAGAAGCAGACAAAGGUGUCAUAUUCCAGAGCUUUCCCCCAGUUCUUCAUCUUCAUUUGAUGAGGUUUCAGUAUGACCCCAUCACAGACUCAAAUGUCAAGAUAAAUGAUAGAUAUGAGUUCCCAGAAAAGUUAAAUAUGGACCAAUUUCUUCAAAAACCUGAAUCAACUCCAGCUACAUACGUGCUCCACGCCGUCCUAGUACACUCAGGGGACAACCAUGGCGGCCAUUAUGUUGUAUUCAUCAAUCCAAAAGGGGAUGGUAGGUGGUGCAAAUUUGACGACGAUGUAGUAUCAAGAUGCAGCAAGCAAGAAGCCAUUGACCACAACUUUGGUGGUCAUGAGGAUGACCUCAACCUUACGGUGAAGCACUGUACAAAUGCUUAUAUGUUGGUGUACAUAAGAGAGUCGUGCCUGAAGACAGUGCUUCAGGAGGUAACAGAGGAAGAUAUACCGCAGGAGCUCAUAGAUCGACUACAGGAGGAAAAGCGGGUUGAGAUGAUCCGCAGGAAGGAACGCAAUGAAGCCCACCUCUACAUGAGCGUUCAGGUUGUUUUAGAGGAUGCAUUUUCUGGGCAUCAGGGUAAUGAUCUCUACGACCCAGACAAGGUCAACUACCGAACAUUCCGGGUGAAAAAGUCAGCCACACUCCAAGAGUUCCUAGAACAAGUGGCUGAGAGCCUUAAAUAUCCAGUAGAGCAAAUCCGACCAUGGCCACUAAAUCUCCGGACCAACCAGACCAACAGACCGACGCUCUUAGACCUUGAAACAGAACUCCACAAACCUUUAUCAGAGAUAAGUGAUAACAGUAACCCAUGGACGGUAUUCAUGGAGACAGUGCCUCCAGACUCGGGCCUGAAGGCUCUCACUGCCUUUGACAAAGACUCAGAUGUUCUUCUUUUCUUCAAAUACUAUGACCCACGACACAAACGCUUACAUUAUUGUGGACACCAUUAUAUGCACAUCUCAUUUAAUGUCCAGGAGUUGGUACCGCUGUUGAACGAACGUGCAGGACUGCCACUGAGCACAGAACUGGCGCUUUUUGAGGAGAUCAAGCCCAACUUGGUGGAGCGGCUGGCUGACCUUGACCGCCCAUUAGAGAAGGUGUUAGAUGAACUGAUGGACGGUGACAUCAUAGUGUUCCAGCGAGACGACCUUCUGGACGAUCCCAGCCUUGAGCUUCCGUCCUGCCGCGACUACUUUAGGGACCUCUUCUUCCGGGUGGAGGUUACAUUCUGUGAUAAGACAGUACCCACGGACCCAGGGUUCACCAUGGAGCUGUCCCAAAGGAUGAAUUAUGAUCAGAUGGCCAGAGCCGUUGCUCAUCGUCUCGAUACUGACCCGUACCUGUUACAGUUUUUCAAGUCACAGAGUUACCGAGAUGGGCCAGGCAACCCAGUGAGAUGCACCUACGAGGGAACCCUCAAGGAUAUGCUAGUCUGCAUGAAGCCCCGGCACCCUAAAAAAAUAUACUACCAGCAACUUAGUAUUAAGAUUAAUGAAUUAGAAAAUAAGAGGCAAUUCAAGUGUAUGUGGCUUGGAGAACGUAUGAAAGAGGAGCAAGAGUUAGUCCUGUAUCCAAAUAAGAAUGGCACAGUGGCAGACUUGCUACAUGAGGCCAGAAAACAAGUCACAUUAUCUGAAAAUGGAUCUGGGAAACUGAGGCUUGUAGAUAUUUCCUCGUACAAGAUCGCCUCGACGCCACCGGAGUCCAUGAGUCUAGAUGCGCUAAGUACGGCAGGAACGAGAUCGUAUCGCAUUGAAGAAAUUCCCCUCGAGGACCUUCAUGUCGCUGAGGAUGAGAUGCUCAUACAAGUGGCACAUUUCCACAAGGAAAUAUUUUCUACUUUUGGUAUCCCGUUCCUCUUCAAGGUCAAGCAAGGAGAGCACUUCUCUCAUGUUCGGGAUCGCAUCCAGAAGAAGCUGGAUGUGCCAGACAAAGAAUAUGAAAAGUACCGGUUUGCUAUAGUUGUAAUGGGAAGACCAACAUUUAUCACAGAUGAUGAAGUAGUUAACCUACAGGAAUUCAAACCCCACCCUAACCAGACCUCCUUGCCUGCCAAGCCAUGGCUUGGACUGGAACACGUCAACAAAGCUCCCAAACGCUCCAGAUACAACUACUUAGAAAAGCCCAUAAAGAUAUAUAAUUGAGGCAGAGGAUAACCAUAGGAACAUCAGAACAUUAAAAAGAGAAUUUACCAACCAGUAGGGAGAAAAAGAAAAAAAGAAGAGGGUGUUGACCUCCCUGUUCGUAUGUGUGGUGUUGGUGCCGUGUGCUGUUCUGCCUUGUGUGGAGCUGCCGGUUGACCAUCCCUGACCACCCCCUCCUCGCCUCUUCUCAUACACAAGCCUUCACAGUGGUGUGGGGCUGCCAUGUGCAUGUAACGUGGGGUGUCAGAGAGCAUGUGCGGAAGGUGAAUGUGGCUGUGUAGUGUAGCUAUAUGCACUUGUCAUGAAGCUUGACAGUUUGCUGUGUUCCAGAAAGGGGUACAAGUGGACACUGUCGGAGAUAAUGUGGUGAGAGAACAAACUACUAGAAUUUCAGCACGAUAUUGAAUGCUUCGUGAAACUAAUGAUAUAUACAGCUGCCAUGGCUGAAACUGAAGGCAUUUCUUAAUGGUUGUUGUCUGACAUUUUAAAUAGAUUGUGUAGGUAAUGAAUGUGCUUGAAGGCAUUAUUCGACUUGUAGCCACAAUGUUUUAUAAUUCUGUGAUAAGGUAGCUGCAUCCGUGGAGGUGAAUAAUGAUUAUGCAUUACACUGAACAGCUGCAUUGUAUUGCAAAUUACAAGUCAAAAGUUACAAGGUCAAGAGUUGUCACUUCUCGCCCUACAUUCACGAGAUCUCGCAAGUCCUUUUUUAAGAACAUGAUAAACAGUAGUUCUGCAGGAGUGGGAUUCAGAAUGGCAAAAGGAAAGUCCGUAGGGCUGAUGCAUAAAUGAGGAUAUGAAGCAGUGGUUACAUUUGAUUUUUUACCGUUUGGUGGUGUUUCUGUGGUGUGACUUGCCGUGGUUAUGUAAUCGCAUUGUUUACAAAGCCUUGAAGAAAACAAAAAAAAGUAUCAACAAAGCUUGCCAGAAAAAGUUUUAUUUGAGGAACCAGAUUAUGCAACCUUUCAUAGCCUUGUGUAAUGUUCUACUUAGCCGGUAGGCAAGGAAUUGUCGUUCAGCUCUUCUAACCUCACUUUGAAUGGAAUUAUUGGUCACUUACAAGGGGCAGCUUCAUGGAAUGCCUAUAUAAAUGUAUCUGUCAAGUCCUAUAUUCAACCCCAUGUAGCUUUAAUCACCUUGGGAAAAAAAAGUAUUUCAUUAUAAUGUUAAUGUAACAUAUUUACUUUAACUUUAAACAAUGAAGAAAUUGUAGCUUAUCUCAUUUUAGGCACUAUGCUAGUUUCAGGGACAUAAUAGAAGUGAGUAUCCAAACUUUGACAGUGUUUUUACAGUGAAUGUAACAUUUUUUAUUUGUUUUGUGCAGAAUGAGGUUUAUUUAACUCCAGAACCUCUCUAUUAUGCUCUGUAUGGGUUGUUUUGCUCUUAUUAUAAUCGUCUCAGUGACCCACAUAAUAAUAUGUGUCCAUCCUUAGGAACUUGUGGGAAUACCUUCGUAUUAUUUUAUUUUUUCCAGUGUACAGUAGUGCCUUAAUUUCAGUCUUUUGAGUAUUUUUCCAGAGAGGAGACCUUUUUUAUUUAUAUUGUUUAGUCAUUUUAAUGUGGUUAUUUAUCUGUAAAGACUUCACGCUUUUAAUAAAGCUAUCGUGUGUAUAGAGUCAAUACACAGCUGUAUCUACAUCUCUUUUCAAGAUGUAUAUUCCACAGUCACACACACCUCAUAGAAAGAGUAGGAAUGAGUAUGUGGUAGUCUUAUUAAAAAACGAAGGUACUGAGGCACUGCAACGGUGGAAAUGUGAAGGGCAGCAUCACCUUGCACCAUGACUGUGAUACUCCGGCAGUGAUCCAUUCUGUACCAGCUGCACUUUGGGUCUUCAUGUAAUGGAUCAGUCAAGUAAAUAAAAGGAAAAACUUCAACACACCAGUUUUAUGCAGCAUGAGAGAUGUACAGGUUUAGACUUUAAAAAAAUUAAUACUUACAGAAUUUAUAAUGGAGUACCAUAUAAAAAAGAUUAUCCCCCACUAUCCCUCGUUUCAUUUUUUGAGAAUAUUAAAUAAUUACAUGGUUAUUGAAAUUUCAUAUGACAGAUUUAAGGAGUCAAUGUUAUUAAGAAUAAAUACCGAAACCCCAGCUUAUUUAUACAGUUUCAUUAGUUUAUUUCUAUCACAUGACCGUAUUGUUGUAUAUUAGGAUUUUGUGACCACUGUGAAUGGUUGAGAGUAUUCUUGGUCACUAUGGAUGAUGCAUUUGAUUAAACAAGGAAUUUUUUUUUUUUUUUUCUGUACGGUGCCCCCUCCCCCUCCCCCAAGUGAAACCAUUCUGAGUGCUGUUACCCACAUGUUGCAUUAUCACCUAAUUUGGUGCAUGGACAUGAGUCGGUAGUGUCAACUUGGCCCCCAUCCUCUUUUCUCAUGUGGGUGUAAGGGUUAGACCAACCCAUAGCUUGCCUGCAAUUUUUAGUUUGUGUUGGGCAGCUGUGAGCACUGUUGGGGCACCUCAGGGCACCAGGGGGCACCACCUUCACCAUCACCACCGCAGGGAGGACCUCGGCACUAGGUCUUGAUUUUUCAUUUUUACCCUCCCUAUAUUUCUAGGCUUUCAUAUGCUGUACAGUUGAUGAAAUUAGUUUUAUUUACGGGUGUCCAUAUUACAGUUUUACAGAGAACAUGCUUUAUAUGCCCCCAUAGGAGAGCAGCAAAAUGAGUGAGUCUUUUGGUCAAAGGCGUACCAUUGCUUUCAUGGACACUUUUUAGGCAGACACAAUCUGUACUUCUGUUAAUAAAAGUAAAUCAAUCAUAAGUAAUAAUAACGUGUAAAAAGAUUCA